CUCGGCCUCCAGGCGGAUGUGGCUGGCGCCACCUUCAUGGCUGCAGGAAGCUCCGCCCCUGAAUUCAUGACGUCAGUAGUAGGUAAGUUCAUAUACUUUGUUAUGGUAUCUUAUUCUUCUUCUAUAUCUUAAAGGCCCACGAUCAAUGUAUUGAUCAUUCUUGCUCCUAUUUAUGAAGAGGGGAUUUGCGAUGUUUCUGUUUGGUAUUGUAGAGGAUACUUCACUGGUUGCAAGGGCUACUCAGCGAGGGUAUCAGAUCCCUACAGAUAAAUCUAGCUAUUGUUAAAAUUAUUUAUUUAAUUUGGGUCCAAAAAUAUUUUUAUGCCAGUACACUUUGAUUUCAAAUAUGACCUUGAGUCUGGCUCAAGAUUUUAAACUCUAUUCUCGUGACUCCUUUACUUAUUGAGGGAAUUAUCAAUAGCGCGCAAUGUUUCUCAAUGAGAUUUAUCCGUCAAAUGGUGUUGUUCUAAUGAAAACAUAAUCCACUGUUUCCUCUUACUCUCUUGACAUGAUGUUCCCACCAACACUUGUAAAGCACUCCGACACUUAUGUACUAUACGAACAACGCGUGAACACGCAUACCUUCAGUAACUUAGGAUAUUGAUGCUCCUCAGAAAUCUAGUUCUAUAACAUAGGAUAUUGAUGCUCUACAAAAAUCUAUUUCAAUAAAAUAGGAUAUUGAUGCUCUACAGAAAUCUAGUUCAAUAAAAUAGGAUAUUGAUGCUCUACAGAAAUCUAUUUCAAUAAAAUAGGACAUUGAUGAUCUACAGAAAUCUAGUUCAAUAAAAUAGGAUAUUGAUGCUCUACAGAAAUCUAGUUCAAUAAAAUAGGAUAUUGAUGUUCUACAGAAAUCUAGUUCUAUAACAGGAUAUUGAUGCUCUACAAAAAUCUAGUUCAAAAAAAUAGUAUAUUGAUGCUCUACAGAAAUCUAUUUCAAUAAAAUAGGACAUUGAUGAUCUACAGAAAUCUAGUUCAAUAAAAUAGGAUAUUGAUGCUCUACAGAAAUCUAGUUCAAUAAAAUAGGAUAUUGAUGCUCUACAGAAAUCUAGUUCUAUAAUAGAGGAUAUUGAUGCUCUACAGCAGCGGUUCUCAACCUGUGGCUCGCGACCCCUUUCGGGGUCGAACGACAAUUUCCCAAGGGUCGCCUAAGACCAUCGGAAAACACAUAUACUGUACAGUUUUGAGGUAGCAACGAACAUAAUUGUGUGGCUGGGGGUCGCCACAACAUGAGGAAUUGUAUCAAAGGGUCGCGGCAUUAGGAAUGUUGAGAAUCACUGCUUUACAGAAAUCUAGUUCUAUAAAAUAGGAUAUUGAUGCUCUACAGAAAUUUAGUUCUAUAACAAAGGAUAUUGAUGCUCUACAGAAAUCUGGUUCUAUAACAAAGGAUAUUGAUGCUCUACAGAAAUCUGGUUCUAUAAAAUAGGAUAUUGACGCUCUACAGAAAUCUAGUUCUAUAACAUAGGAUAUUGAUGCUCUACAGAAAUCUAGUUCUAUAACAUAGGAUAUUGAUGCUCUACUUCUGGAUUGUCCACCCGUACAAACCAAGGCAUCGUGAAACAUUUCAACUAGAUUUUGGCAUGAAGCACUCCCCAACUCAUGAGAUGCUUGUACAAUGGGCUAGCUAUAUAUUUAUGAUAUCAUAGGCCUACACUUAACCCAUUAUUUGAAACAUCAACCCCCCUGUCCUUUCCCUUUUUCCCCCAGUGGAGAUUGUUGUGAUCUGUAUACAAAAAUGAAGCAUGAUACCUUCACCACUUUUAAAUGAUAACAGAAUCGUGGAGCAUAAUCGAGUUUCCCUUUACACCCCCUUAACUCAUAGUCUUAAGAAUGGAUGCCCUUUAAUAACCACGUUGCGCGUAGCGACUGUCACAAGAUAAGUUUGUGUGUCCUCAGUGUUCAAAUAAAAUAAUUUGUCUUUAGUGUUGUUUUUGUUGUAUUUUGUUGUUGUUUGUUUGUUUGUUUUUUUUUUUUUUUUUUUUUUUUUUUUUUUUUUUUUUUUUUUUUUUUUUUUUUUUUUUUUUUUUUUUUUUUGUUUUUUUACGUUGUGACCGGUGCAGAGAAUCAGAACACUAGCGAGUUAGAACGCUUUUAAUCCUAUCAUCCAUCCAAUGACUAAAAAGCCAGAUCUUCUGAAUUUUAAAACCAUGUUUAAUGGGAAACUUUUACAUUGUAAUCCUUAAUUCUCUAAUUUUUAAUAUGGUCCCCUUUUCAAGGCUUAGCUAAAAUGGCAUAUAUUUUGGAAUGGGUCCCUAACGGUUUUAUUGUUUCUGAAAAAGGAUUAAGAAAAAUUCAUUUUUGUAAAAUAAAUUCGAGGGGGGGGGGAGGUGGGGGGUGUUGAGAAAUGAAUAAAACCUGUAUUUUUCCAGAAAGUUCUGUGAUUCCCCACGGUGAUUAUAUAGUGGGAUCAAUAAGCUUAUGGAAAUGUUUGUUUCCUUGGAUAGAUUUAUAUUUCUUCCUGAGAAUUUUCUAAAUAUCGCUGAGUUUUUUUUUAAUAUUUUUCUUGACGUUUCUAGAUAUUCUAGAAAGCUAUAAUUUUUCUAAAACCAAUUUAAGGUUAUAUAAAUGCCCUUAUUGAGUCUCAAAUGUUUCAAUAAUUUGCAAUAACUUUUCUCGAAUGAUAUGGAAGAAAAUUCAAAGAUAAUUUGGAAACUUUCCAGAAAGUUCCAGAUCAAUUUUCCCCUAAGCUAUAUACAUAAAUGAAGUUGGAAUCUCAAGUACAACACAUGCUUCUACGUUUAUUGAUCGAUCUAAUAUGGUAAGGAUAACUUAAAGUGUAACUAAUGGAACCGGGGGAUCCGGAGAACAAGAUCCCACCAGGGAGUGUGAUCCCACCUUGGAACGGGAUCCCAUCAGAGAUCGAAUCCCACCUGGAAAAGAGAGCCAUGUGGGGAAAAGUAUCCCAAUGAGGAAUAUGAAAUCUUAACGGGGAAAGAGAUCCCAACGAGGAACGGGAUCUCUUUGGGGUCAUAUUUUAUGUUAGUGAUAUACGGCUACAGCUUUGAAAUUUGUGAACAAUUUGUUAAAUGGCACAGCUUAUAAGUGUUAGUCUUUCAAUCGUAACAUCUUACUAGGCCUAGCUUAACUAUUAAAGUAAACGGGUAUGACCACAGAAUGUUUGCAAAAAGAUAAAAUAACUGUGCUUUUCAUAGGAUAAUAUUUAAAAUUUAAUUUUUUUUCAAAUUUAGCUAACUUUUCUUAAAUAGGGCCCUUAAUUUUGAUACUGGCGAAAAGUGUGCAGAUAGUGUUCCAGUUGUAAUCCUGGGCAGCGCCGGGUACAUCAACUAGUAAUUCCGAAAAAAUUCUUGUGGGGCUAUGGGCUGCCAUCGUGUCUCAUUCAGAAACAAAAAACAAAAAACACCGGUAAAUUAGUUCACGUUUCACAGUAACAACAACGCUGACGUGCGUACCCCAAGUCUUAUAACUAGGAAAAGGAUCUAUUUUUUCAUAGCUCCUCGAUGUUUCCUCCGACCUGAUUACAGUUCUUGUACUCGGUGAAAUCUUGUGAUGAAUUAUUCACACUGACAUCUGGCUUUUAGGAACUUGAGCAAACAUUUGAGCAGCGGGUUUUUUUAUUAAUCGAAGUUUGAUGAUUAAUGGCUUGAAGCUUGAUCUCUACAGCAAUGCUGUGCGCGACAACGGUGGUCGCUGUAGUGAACUCUUAGAAACCAUCCUUAGUCUAGGGCAGAAAUGCUUGAUCUCUACAGCAAUGCUGUGCUCGACAACGGUGGUCGCUGUAGUGAACUCUUAGAAACCAUCCUUAGUCUAGGGCAGAAAUGCUUGAUCUCUACAGCAAUGCUGUGCUCGACAACGGUGGUCGCUGUAGUGAACUAUUAGAAACAUGCCUUAGCCACGGGAAGCAAUGCUUGAUCUCUACAGCAACGCUGUGCUCGACAACGGUGGUCGCUGUAGUGAACUAUUAGAAACACGCCUUAGUCACGGGAAGCAAUGCUUAAUCUCUACAGCAAGGCUGUGCUCGACAACGGUGGUCGCUGUAGUGAACUCUUAGAAAGACGCCUUAGUCACGGGAAGCAAUGCUUGAUCUCUACAGCAAGGCUGUGCUCGACAACGGUGGUCGCUGUAGUGAACUCUUAGAAACACGCCUUAGCCUAGGGAAUAAGCAUGACGAUAUGUAUGUUCUUAUAAAUCCGCCUCAAGCAACCUAUUGUGGUGUGUAUGCCAUAAAUGUUCCAUUAUAAACACUAGGUCUGUAUCUAUUUCGGUCUUUUGAUCUAUCUCUCUCUCUCUCUCACACACACACUCACAUAUAUUUCCACCUAUAUUCUCUCUCAAUCUCUCUGUCUUACUCUCUACAUCUUUAUUUUUUUUCAAUAUCUCUUCUAUAUUAAAUAAUUGCAAAUCAUGUGUUAACAUUUUCUCCUCUGCUCUUUUGUGUGUGUGUCUCUCUCUCUCUCUCUCUCUUCUAAAGUUCUCUAAACGAUAGGAGGCAAAUAGUUUCAGGUAUCUCGUACCAGAAUCGUUUGUCAACAUCCGGUUAAAUUUAACAUUUAAAAAACGAUCAAAAUAUUCUGGAGCUUUUCAACUAGGAUCUCAUUCCGUUUCCCAACAGCGCUGACAGAUAUUAAACGAGAUUUGUCUCCGACUCGCCGCAGAAUCGUUAAAUCAUUUCGUCUCCAGUAAAAAUAUGUUCUAAAUUAUAAUAUAUCUGUAAAUAUGUUCUAAAUUAUAAUAUAUCUGUAAAUAUGUUCUAAAUUAUAAUAUAAUCUGUAAAUAUGUUCUAAAUUGUAAUAUAUCUGUAAAUAGAUUUUAAAUUAUAAUAUAUCUUUAAAUUUGUUCUAAAUUGUAUUAUAUCUGUAAAUAUGUUCAAAAUUAUAAAAUAUCGGUCAAUAUGUCUUUAAACAAAUAAGAUUCAUUUUGCAAAAUUAAAAUUCCAUUUAAGAUGUUUCCAAACUCAUAUAGAUUUCAGACUAUCCCUGCUCCUAACUUAUUCAUAUCGGCUUCUUCUAUCGACCUAUAUUAUAUGCUCUAUCAUUUAUUCACACACGUUUGUUUUUGUUCUAAAGAGUCUGUCGUAAACUGAGACUUGUCUUUUUGUUGACAUGUCUUACUGAUCACAACAGUUGAAUCUUUUGAUCACCACAAGACGUUAAGAUGUUGUUUUAAGCGUGUAGUUGACGUUCAUGACUUCCUUGUUUUUGACCUAAGCGUAAUGCCUAGUGCGCAUGUCCUAACCUAACGGAACUUCCUGGUUUCAUUAACAGCUAAGAUUGUUUGAAUUAAAAUGUGAUCGUUAUUUUAUGAAAGAGACAGAGAGAGAGAGAGAGAGAGAGAGAGAGAGGAGAGGAGAGGAGAGGAGAGGAGAGGAGAGGAGAGAAGAGAAGAGUGAGCGAGGGGCGAUAGUGGAGAGUGAGCAAGGAGAGAGAUAAGGGAGGGGAGAGAGAGGACAUGGAGAGGAGGGGAGCGAGGAGAGAUAGAGAAAAGAGAUAGAUAGAGAGAGAGGGGGGGAGAGAGAGAAGAGAGACAGGAGAGAGAUAGAAGAGAGAAUGUCAAGAUCAGAAGCUAUUUCUAUUGACCAGCCACCGUGUUUAAGAUAUAUUUGUUGAAGUAAGAUACGGCGCUCUUACGAUAACCAUCUUCAUUGCAUUCAGUUGAAAUGGAUAGCAGAUGAAUAAGUUCUCUUCACACACCCCACCCCGCUGCAAAAACCCCACGAAAAACCUCCAACUCAUUGAUGUGAUCAGAGUGGGUCAUUGGCUUGAAUUUGAAAAGUACUGUUUUCUGGAUAUAUCCCUUUUUGAAAUUUUUUUUUUUUUUUUUUUUUUUUUUAAAUUGCUAUGAUCUCCCCAUGUUUCGUCAUAGCAACAUAUUAGGAAAUUUAACGUUGAUCUCCUUAGGUGUAUUUUUUGCGGAAAGCGAUGUCGGUGUCGGAACCAUUGUGGGUUCAGCUGUCUUCAACAUUCUAUUUAUCAUAGGUGUAUGUGGAGUAUUCGCGGGAAUGGUAAGCUAUGUUGUUCAAUGUUGCCUUUCACGAUUACUGUACUGCAUUUAAAAUGUAAACUAAAUCAAAGACCCUGACAUAUAAACUAAAUCAAAGACCCUGACAUAUAAACUAAGUCAAAGACCCUGACAUAUAAACUAAGUCAAAGACCCUGACAUAUAAACGAGCCAACUAAGUUUAACAUCACUUCUCUUCAUAGGUUGUCGAGUUGACGUGGUAUCCACUGGUCAGAGACACCAUCUUCUACCUGCUCUCUGUGCUCACUUUGUUUCUCAUCAUCAGGGACCAAACAGUUGAUUGGUCAGUUCCAUGUAUUACGACACCUGGUUAUUGUUUUAUUUUUUUUUUUUUUUUUUUACUGGGAACUCAGUUUUGAUUUAAAUGAAUGGUUGUAUUAUUUUGACCUGGUUAGGACGCUGCGUUCUUUAGUUAGAACUUUUUUUUUUUUUUUUUUUUUUUUUUUUUUGUACUGAGAACUCAGUUUUGAUCUAAAUGAAUGGUUGUAUUAUUGUGACCUGGUUAGGACGCUGCGUUCUUUAGUUAGAACUCAGUUGUAUCCAUGUAAUAUGAUCUACAGUCAAAUGGUCGUAUAUAUACUACAUUCAACUUACAAGAUCAGCUAAAGUGGCUAACAUUAACACCUUCAUUAAAGCUAUCAAACAAUAACUUAAAUGGGAUAACGUGAAGCCAUGAAUUGUGGUCAUAUUUUUUUAAAUCAAUAAUUUGCCUGAUUAUCUAUACGUUUUGCUAAUACCACCGCAAAAAAAUCAACACACUGAUGAUGGCGUAGAUGUAACAUAAAUUCAAUCAUUACACCCACACAAAAAGAAAGAAAAAAAAGAGAAAAACGAAAAAAAAAACUAUAUGGUCAUUCUGUAUUUUGUUUUCAAGUACGGUUAAAAACUGGUAUCGGAACAUCAACAUUUAAAAAAUGGAUUUACUUAUGAAGUAGAUUUAAAAAUGCAUCCUUCAAGUGCUUUAGCACUGAGUCAAGAAGGCAAAAACAGAAUUUAAAACCAAACAUUGGUUUCAGACCCAAAGUUUAAAAAAAAAAAAAAUUUAAAAACAAUUAAAAGAGAGAUUAUAUAUUUUUAAAAAUGUAAUAAAGAAAAAUAAUUGUAUGACUCAAAUUGCAUUUGACUUGUUAGGUCAACUUUUUUGUGUUUAUUUCGUUACUCUGUCGAAAUAAAAUUUCCAGACACUGGGCUUAGCUCAAAGGGGCAUCAUUUCUCUACCGCCUGAUUUACUUCUCAAUAUCUAUGUAUCAUCAGCUGUUGUUUUUUUAAAAUAUUGUGUCCUAUGGACAACCCCGUAAUGUCAAAACACUUCUCUUUCCUUAGGUACGAGGCCCUUCUCAUGGUCAUUCUGUACAUAGUUUAUAUAUCUAUCAUGUAUUUUAACCGCUUCCUCGAGGCUAAAUCCAAAGCAUGGGUCAGCAAACUGCUGUCCAGGCUGGAGCGCCAGCCGUUGAUGAACAAAUCACCAGAGGAUCAUAUCAUUCCAGAGGAGAUGCAACGAGCUCGCGCUCACAGGUAAAAUACGAAAGGCUUCCUUUUGUUUUUGUUUUUUUGUUGUUAUUUAUUUAUUAUUAUUAUUAUUUAUUAUUUUUUUUUUGUAAAGUAGAUAAAUGUAACGUGACACAUUGUAGGAUUUGUUUUUAAAAAUCGAUUUGAUACUUGAUGAGCUGAGCUCCUGAACUUUAUUUCAGUCCUAGUGGUGAGAAGGUCGUUGACAGCAUACCACUAACUAAUGGAUACAGAAGUUUUGAGAAUGGCGAUAGGUAGACCUGACCAGCUUCUCACACAACGCUUUAUUUGUGUUCUUUUUUGUUUUCACAAAAUUACAUUAUUUUGCAAUCCAGGAUAAUAACUUAUCACCACGCAAAACUUGUGAAUAUUUUGUGCACAAUGGAGCGCUUUGUGGUUUCAUCACGCCCCUUAUUUCAUAAAAUAGUUCAUCGACUGUCUAAACAAAUGAUCUGAAAAUACAACAAUCUUCACGUAACAUCGGUUAAAGAUUCCGUUCGUCAUUUUAGUUUGAACAUUUCUAAAUUAAGGAUUGAUUAUAUCAUUAAAAUAUUUCCACUCACACAUUAUCUCGCUUGCUUUUUGACCCGAGCUCAAUGAAUGUCGUAAUGAAAUUAUAAUAAGAUAACAUCCAUUAAUAACCACGACAGAAAAAAAAAUUAACCAGAUUUCUUGUAGAUUGAAAGUAGAUUUUGUUAAAAACUUUUCGACCUUCAUUGUGGUAAAAUGAUUAAGUUAAUUUAAUGUCAUUUUUGUUUUUCCCAAUUAAAACCAAAAAAAAAAAUAAAAAAAAAUAACAACCAAAAAGUUGAUUCAGACAGGUCCGAAAUCUCUGACAUUGCGACAGUUUAAGUCGACUUUUACAACAACAAAUAAUCAGAUGCACCAAUUAUAUUUCUAAUGUAUACCUAGGCAUGGCGUUAUGCACCUUACACUUACUUCUUGAUGUGCACGCAUUACAUUCCCUCAGCUUUCACAUUUCAAACAUGUCUGACUGGCACACAUUGUUUACCUUUGACGUCUUUCGGGUGUCUCUUUUUAUGUCCUCACACCAACAUCGUCAUCAUAGAGUAUAGAGCGUUGGUAAAAAAUAAAGGUGAAGCCAAUCAACUUAAACUUUGCUAUACAGUGAUUUUUCUUUUGGUUGAUUUAUGCUAUCGCUUUAUUCCGAAUUGGUUUUGUGUUUUGGUGUUUUUUUUUAAUAUUUAUUUUUUCUAAAUUUUCCUGGUGAUUGUGAGUAGUACUAAGUCGAACAAAAUUACACCAACUAAAUGAAAUGAACAAGAUUUUUUCUCUUUCAAGUGUGCUACAGGCCCGUUCUUAGGAAUACGCUGAGUACGCAUCCGCGUAGGGCCCCGAACGUGACAGGGCCCCCGUAAGGGGUGUUCUCUCCUCAGCUCGAGGGAGCUCCACCCCCGGACACCCCCCCUUCCGGGGCCCCAAACCUACGCUCCAUGCUUGGGGUCCCCAAACUCCUAAGAACGGCUCUGUGUGCUAACGAUUGAGUACGUUCACUAUUCUGAUUAUAAAAAUACCAUCCGUAAAUUAAACUUCAUCCAGGUAUGACAUUAUUGUCAUAAAUGUUAUAGAGCAUCGACAGCUAACAUUCAAAUGUCACAUUCCAACAAUAAAUAGUAAGCAUAACAACUUACCAUUUUGAUCUACUGAAAUGAAGGUAAACAUAAGCUACCUAACAACAAAGGGAUGCUUUAUUAGGUUUUUAAAUGAUUAUUUUGAACAUUAUCAAAAUCCAUGAAUUUGAAUUUUUUUUUUUUUAGAAUACAAUAUUAUUAGAGCUGUCUUUUAUAUACUUAGUUUCAGAUUCUUUAUUUCAGCCGCAUCAGCAAUGCCUCCAUGACGAUGUCCCAUGAUUAUGAAAAGUCCUUGCACGGCGUUGGCCAGUCUUUGUCAGAGGAGCAGGAGACCUCCAUAGUGGACAGAUUGGAACCAGCCACGCCAUCGACGUCAUCAUCCAAAAACGGGGAGCUGAGUACGACGUCAUUCUCUCUAUUCACCAACAAAGCGGUUCCAUUUAAAGCCCUCCAUUAAAUCGCCGCCUUUAUUUGCAGAGUAAUUCAGUUGAAUUGUGACGUAGAAAAUAGACCCUGAAAUACUGUUUCUAAACCAGCUCACAUCUGCCUCAAGAAUCGCUCUGCUGGAAUUAAAACCCCAAAUAAAAGUAAUCGAUCGAUUGAGUGCAAAGUCAUUUCUGGGGGAAUGAACGCUUUGUAUAAAGAUUUUAUCGCCAUUCAAUAAAGUAAUCGCCGGCAAAAAAUAAUCGACACAAUGUUUUAAAAUAUAUUUACUCAAACAAGUUGUAAACGAUUCAUUUACCAUGAAAGUUUCCAUUUUUGGACACAUGGAUGUCGUUUAUUAGGAUUUUAUCUCAAAUGGAUAUCUUAUUUGGGAUUAAUUCUUCCCAUAUGGAACGUUACGUUUUAUGACACACUAAAGGCCUUGUAAACAGCUCUGUUUGCAACAAAAAUUAAUUUUAUUUUUUUAUAAUAAAAAAGUGCCCCCCCCCCCCCCCGAAGCUUAAAUAUUAUGUAUAAUUAACCGGAAAAAACACUUUCAAUUUGAAUAAAAUUCCAAGCAAAAAAAAUCCCUUUCACAUGCGUCCAAUAUUCAAACACUUCUAUUUGUUUAUUCAUAAUAAGCUCAAAACUAAAAUUGUUAAAGUUUGUUUUUUUUUUGUUUUUUUUUGGCCUCAUUUGUCCAACAGUGACGGUAUCAGAGUACGAGUCCGUUUGGACCAUACCAGAUGGCAAGCUCAUGAAGGUGCUGUGGGUCAUCGUGUGUCCAAUCAAGGCUGUCUUUUUCCUGACCAUACCAGACAGUCGGCGGCCGGGUAUAUGGUCCCGCCUCUACCUACUGUCGUUCUUCAUGUCAGUGGCCUGGAUCAGCGCUACAACUUAUCUGAUGGUCUGGAUGGUGACAAUCGCAGGUAUGCUAAGUGGAUUAAAAGUGGAUCAGCCAGAUACUAAUUGAAUGGGAAAUUCCUAGCUAUUAACGAUAAAUAUGAUCUCUAGAGAAGACCCAGUCAAGGUCUGGAGUUCAUAUUUCACUUCACUCUCAUCAACAUCCCCUGGGUCUAGAGUGCAUGUCUCACUUCACUCUCAUCAACAUCCCCAAGGUCUGGAGUACAUGUCUCAGUAGCACUUCACUCUCAACAUCCCCAAGGUCUAGAGUACAUGUCAUUCUUCACUUUCAUCAUCCCUUGGGUCUAGAUUACAUGUCUCACUUCACUCUCAUCAAUAUCCCCAAGGUAUAGAGUACAUGUCUCACUUCACUCUCAUCAACAUCCCCUGGGUCUAGAAUACAUGUCUCACUUCACUCUCAACAUCCCCAAGGUCUAGAGUACAUGUCACUCUUCACUUUCAUCAUCCCUUGUGUCUAGGGUACAUUUCUCACUUCACUCUCAUCUACAUAUUUACACAAACUAUAUCUGCAAAUCACAAGUAGAAAAUAUAUCUUGAAACUUAUUUACAACCCGUAAAGAUGGGGAAGGAAUGUGUUUUAACGACGUGUAUCGUGAAGACCUAAGUCUUGGAAGACUUUUUAUGUAGAAGACUUUUUUAAAGGUCCUUUUAAAUGUUCGCUUGAACUGAAUAUUUUGCCUUGAUUUGACAUUUCCCAAUCAGUUGAUGAACUUUCCCAUCUGAAGAUUUCCCAAUCAAUCGGUUAACUUUCCCAUUUGUUAAAGGUGAUGCCCUUGACAUCCCCGACACUGUGAUGGGUUUGACUCUGCUUGCUGCAGGGACCAGUGUCCCAGACUGUCUUUCCAGUGUCUUCGUGGCCAGGGAUGGUGAGAGAUAUAAAUGCAGGCUUAGUUUUAAGAAAUGCUUAGUUUAAGACAUGCUUAGUUUUAAACAUGCUAAGUUUUAAUACAGGCUUAGUUUUAAGACACGUUUAGUUAUAAGACAUGCUUAGUUCUUAGAAGACUCGUCUAAGUAAUCAACAGUUGAUUAUUACCCAUGAAUUCCAUGCAAAAGAAACUAAUGUAAUGUCGAAUAGAAAAAUGAUGCGUCUCAAUUCUUUAACUCACUUGGGACUGGUCAAAGAGUACCGAUAAUCUCUUCUGGUCUCAGACGUCAUUUAGUCAAACGUGUCACAGAGGAAGGAACAAACCCCGCCUAUCGAUCCCUCUAUCUUAUGGGCUCUUCUUUAUCAACCAGGACUUUGUUUCUAUUGACUCGAACACUUUAACAUGAUCAGAUGAGCUGAAGCGUGAGGUCAUUCCCCUUUAGUUGUUAACUGUCAGGCUUCCACCCCCACCACCACCACCCACCCCAAUCUGCCUGGGAAUACAAGUUGUCCAUGUAAUUUUAUCGCUCAACGUUUUAUUUAUAGAAUUUCAAAUUUACAGCGAUUCUAAAAUUAAAAUAUCUCCUUAAAAAAAAACAAAAAGCAGCUCACUUUCUGUUAUAUCUCUUGUUCACGAAACCCUUAAGAAUGAGACUUUGUAACACAGCUUAGUCCGAAUUAAAUUGGAUUUUUACAUCUGUAUCAAUAUAAAAAGUAGCUGGAUUCUCAUUUCAAUAAUUUGUAAUGCUAAUAUUUGUAUAACUAUCUAUUUACAACCAUCAGUAAAUCAAAUGCAUUUAGCUUUAAAAGUUUAUCAAGAAAAGCAGCGCGCAGGAGUGACAACGUUUCAACAGAGCAAAAAUAGGUAUUAAAAGUACUUUGGAUUGUGCUGGAUUGUAAAAUAAAAAAACAACCUAUGGAAAGUAAAUUUAAAACAAAAAUUACCCUUUCUGUAUUGACUUAUUAUCAGUGGCGUACCUAUGGUCUGCCAGGUAGAGAGGAUGCCCUGGGUGCCAUUUAAUGUGGGGAGGGGGGCCAAAAGCAGAAUUUCUAUCAAUUCAAUAGCUAUUCACAAGUAUCAACAGAGUUUGUCCUGCGCAAAUGACACACUUGAACAUUAUACACCCAGUAAACGUUUCUGUCCUUUGAAUUCAACUUGCAAGUGCAUUAAACAGGCUUACUAAUCCUACACUACAAUCUUUAAUAGAAGGCACAAAAUUUAGCAAUGGCUAAUCCAAAUUACAAAAUUUUCUCACCCCUCUGCCACGGGUGCCUAUUACGCUAUAGGUACGCCCCAGCUUAUUUUUAAUCUACUUUUUCUUUUCCUUAUGAGUGGUGAGUCAUGGGAAAUAAUACUAUCAGGAAUGAGGUAAUGUUUUUCAUCUCUCUCACAUGCCAGAGUAACGUCAAGACUAAAAAUCAUGUAUUUUGUGUUUGCCCAGGUUACGGCGACAUGGCCGUGUCCAACUCCCUGGGCAGUAACGUGUUUGACAUCCUGCUGUGCCUGGGCAUCCCCUGGCUCAUCGAGUGCGCCAUCAAGUCCGGCGACAGCGUUUCGAUCACCAGCGGCGGCCUGACGUACUCCUCACUGACUCUGCUGGCCACCGUCGUGUUCCUGCUGGCGUCCAUGGGCGUCAACAAGUGGAAGCUCACCAGGGGCUACGGCUACGUCUGCCUGGUCACCUACCUGGUCGUGGUCAGCUUGUCCUGCUUGUACGAACUGAAUAUCUUUGGUGAUUUCAACCCGCCGUCUUGUGACAGAUGAAAGCCGGAGGGGGCUCGGCGUGGUUAGAGAUCCCACUCGCAUCUGAUAUACUACUAUGUGUUGGCGGUUUAUUGUUCACGGACAGAUUGAAUUGACCAAGGAGCUGCGUGUUGCACACGUGGACAACUGCAGGGAAAACGGAACGAAUGUUAUUGUUCUGAUGGAAGCGAGUGUCUCUGUGUUGAAAAAAAUUUUUACGACAUCAAAAAAAAAAAAUCAUCUUGCAAAUCUUCUUGUAAAUUUUGUAAUCAGCUCUUCGCGGUAAA
This is a messenger RNA of Lymnaea stagnalis (great pond snail), 13317 nucleotides long. The record is from the annotation of a GenBank genome assembly. NCBI's taxonomy places the organism in Eukaryota, Metazoa, Mollusca, Gastropoda, Lymnaeidae.